AUGACUGACGGUCAUCACUACGAGGCGGGCAAACAGAGGAGCGGCUCACGACAGCGGUCACACCCCAUACUGACGGUACCACCACACUAUCACACGACACACUUACUACUGCCGACGCACGGUAGCUGGGCCUGUUUACAAAAUAAAGCCUAUUUAGAACGAGGGCGAAGGGCCGGCGCGUCGCGCGGCGUUCGACCGAAUAAAGGUAAGAGGCGGGCGGCUCGUUUGUUAGGCAGGGGCAGAGGGACCGGCUCCGCGGUGAGAUCAAAAGCGCCGCAGAUCAAAGGAGCCGCCGCGCGAUCGGCAUCCGUCAUUAUUAUUAUGCAAGCAUUACGGAGCGCGUGA
This is a messenger RNA of Danaus chrysippus (African queen), 345 nucleotides long. The record is from the annotation of a GenBank genome assembly. Lineage: Eukaryota; Metazoa; Arthropoda; Insecta; Lepidoptera; Nymphalidae.